Messenger RNA from Exophiala bonariae, 975 nucleotides. RefSeq lists its product as uncharacterized. The transcript has a single exon. NCBI's taxonomy places the organism in Eukaryota, Fungi, Ascomycota, Eurotiomycetes, Chaetothyriales, Herpotrichiellaceae. The record is from RefSeq and is a predicted model, not a curated record. Bases 1 to 975 code for a protein of 324 amino acids.
AUGGAAGCAAUGCUGAAUCCACGAGGAGAUUUGCCACAUUCUACCUUCCAACCAAGCUCCUACUUUUCCAGGUCGGAGUCGACUCUAUCCGCCCUCAGGCACCGUCGCCUCUCGUCUUACCCGAUUCCCAUCAAGAAGUCAAAGAAGUCUCAAUGUCAUGAUUGGAUCUUCUCGACCGCUUCAAACACACACGUGGCAAUCGAUCGAGCUUCCUUUAAAACAUAUGUUUCCUUCAAAUCAUAUGUCCUCACUGUCUCUGAUCAACGUCGAAUUGCUGUCCAUGGAAUUGGAUCAGUCGAGAUCAAGAUCCGCCGAGCAGCUGGCAGUAAAGAAAGCCACACCAUUCGUCUUGAGAAUGUUCUUCAUGUUCCGGAUUGGUUAUGCAACAUCUUCUCCGACGUCUAUUUCUCUCUAGAUCAGGAAUAUGAACACACUUGGACUCAGUUUGGUGUCAACUUCUUCAUGCAGGAAGGAGUCCAUUUCAGACCAUGGGGCUACACCGAGAACUUCUGUGGUCUCGAUCGAUUGGUUUUGUCCAAGCACCUGCAAGGGCGCAGUCCAAUGCUCGAGGACCCUGAUCGCGAGAUAUUCUCCAUCAGCCUGAAUUUUCCACAAAGCCAGAAAAACAAAUGGGGCGAUCUGGUUGCGACCGAGAUGAAGAAGGAAGCCACAAGAUAUGAGAAAUAUCUUUCGAAGCAGAAAGAUUCGCCAGACAAUGGUUCGAAGAAAGAGCUCUUACUGCCCAAGAACGGGACGACAAACACGAUCCCGGUCGAUGCAAAACGGAAGGAAGACAUGGCCAACACUUCGACAGAUGGAAUCAAGUGGAAACUGAUGCCCGACAUAUCCAUUCUUUCAGCACAUAUGAGAAACCAAUCGGUGAACAGUGUAAACGAAUUCGAGGGAGGCCUUGACUUUCUGAAGCGAGUGUCCAGUCUUAAUUUUGGAAUGCAGAGAGGAGUGAUCACCGGUUGA